Rotaria sp. Silwood1 is the source of this 893-nucleotide messenger RNA. The record is from the annotation of a GenBank genome assembly. Lineage: Eukaryota; Metazoa; Rotifera; Eurotatoria; Philodinida; Philodinidae.
GAUUUCGAGGCUUUAUAUGAUGCUGAAUAAGAUGAGAAUAUCAAAUCAAAAACCUAAAUUUUGACGAGUGCUUCGAUUGCUCGAUCGGUGCUUGAUGGGCUCGUGGGUGUUCUCUUAAGAUGCCAGUUAUUCCGAAAAGUUAGAUCUUCAAAUUUUUACUUAUAAACUUGUUGUGCCUAGAGAGUGCUAAAGAAAACUACCUUCUAUAAAAUAAUUCACAAACUUUGAAGGAAGCCUUUUCGAAAUACAUAGCUUCCAAAAUAUGCAUGUUCUACACAUUGUAUAUAAGUUAUGGCUUAUUUUCGAAAGCUCUUUAUUCCUGAACGACUUUAUUCGAUAAUUCUGAAAUUUCAUUUUGGGAGCUAGUUCAGUUAAGGUUUAUACAUGCAGAAAUUUUCAGGUGAAAAUUCAAAGAUUCAAUGUUUGAAGAAGCUUGUGGUCCUAAAGGAUUCACUAGAAUUCCUAUAUCUUUCAAAUUUGAUAACCUAGCCAAAUCCUCUUGGACUCUUUACUAGAUCAGUAUGUGCGAUCGAUGGGCAAAAAAAACUUUGAAAUCAGAAGAGCGCCCCUGACCGAUUUUCUCAUAAGUAACAAUUUAAACACUGUUUUUUACUUUUAGUCCAUAUGAGAUUCGGGCAUAUAAUGAUCAGUUGUUACAAUUGGAACGAGCUUUUUUAAAUCCAUUAGGACGAGGAGCAGAUUACACUGAUUAUAAACACAUAAUUUAUGCACCAGCUAAAGUUGAUAAAUAUGCUGCUGCUGGUUUGCCAACUAUUGGUGAUGCACUUGCUACUGGCAAUCAAAUAGAAAUCGAUAAAGAAAUAGCUAUUGCUGCUUAUUUUAUACGAGGAGCUUUAUCAAUAUUAAAACAAUUUGAUAAAUUUAUUUCAUAA